Molecule: messenger RNA, 2489 nt
Organism: Mugil cephalus (flathead mullet)
Lineage: Eukaryota; Metazoa; Chordata; Actinopteri; Mugiliformes; Mugilidae
Gene: bpgm
Product: 2,3-bisphosphoglycerate mutase
Exons: 3
Coding region: 396-1172 (258 amino acids)
Biological process (GO): glycolytic process
Molecular function (GO): intramolecular phosphotransferase activity
Source: RefSeq, a predicted model, not a curated record
GUUUCGUUCGUGCCUGGGGCUCUGUUUUAUAUAUUUCUCCCGUGUUCAUCUCGGUCCGAGCGGCUGCAAUGCACGCAGCAUUAAGCAUUAGUCGGUUAGUUUACCCAUCCUUUCAUGUUAGCUAAAACGCUUUCUAGCAGCAUCCACUAAACAGUCAGCAUACACAAUUAGCCAUCCUUGCCUGUUGUUUUGUGUCUGGCCUGGGAAGAAAUGGUUAGUCAGUGUAAUGGCUUUAGAUAACCGCCUUCAGCACGUCACAUUUUUAAACAUAACCUCUAACCUUUUGGUGGCCCUGCCUCCAUAGAGUCCCUGCUCCUGAUCUCAGAUCACAGUUCACCUGGGAAUAAGGCAGGCUGUACACUGUAUGCUGGAGAUUUCUGCUGCUAGCCCUCCGGAUGUCCAAGUACAAACUCUUUCUGCUGAGGCAUGGAGAGGGGGCCUGGAACAAAGAGAACCGUUUCUGCAGCUGGGUCGACCAGAAGCUCAGCGAAGAUGGCGUGAAGGAGGCCCAGGACUGCGGCCGGCUCCUGAAGGAGCAAGGCUACAAGUUUGACUUGGUGUUCACCUCCAUACUCAGCCGCUCCAUCCAGACCGCAUGGCUGGUGCUGGAGGCCAUGGGUCAGGAGUGGGUCCCUGUUGUCAAGUCAUGGAGGCUCAACGAACGGCACUAUGGUUCCCUGAUUGGACUCAACCGGGCAGAGAUGGCUUUACAGCACGGAGAGGAAAAGGUGAAAUUGUGGAGAAGGAGCUAUGACAUCACUCCACCCCCGAUCGAAGAAUCCCACCCGUACUUCCUGGAAAUCUACAGUGACCGCAGAUAUGCGACUUGUGACAUACCAAAGGAGAGUCUUCCCCGAGCUGAGAGUCUGAAGGAGGUGCUGGACAGGCUGUUGCCUUACUGGGACAGCACUGUUGUCCCAGAGAUAAAGAAAGGCAGGACUGUGCUUAUUUCUGCUCAUGGAAACAGCUGCAGGGCCCUGCUGAAACACCUGGAAGGUAUAUCAGAUAAUGAUAUCGCCAACGUGACUUUGCCUACAGGCGUGCCUGUGCUGCUGGAGCUCGAUGAAAACCUCAAGCCUGUGAAACCUCGAAAGCUGUUGGGAGACCAGGCAAAGAUUGAGGCAGCCAUUAAAAAGGUGGAGGACCAGGGAAAAGCUAAGCCGUCAACUUGAAUGCACUGAAAAAGACUGGACGACUUAGCAGACAGUAGCCCUGUUCUCGUUGCCUGUGUGCACUUUUUAUGAGAUAGGGUGGAAGCCAAACCUUUUAACAGGCUCGAAUAAGUCAUUAAAUAACACCAGACAAUAACAAUAACAGAAGGUUAGAUUUAAGGGAUGGAUCUAAGUCUUACAGGGAAGUUACUUUAAUGUGUCAUUGUAGGCCUGACUUGGGAUGUGUGUGGUGCAGGUCAGAUUGGUUCCUCUGGGCCAGGAUAAAGUUAUUGGAUAAAUCAGCACUGUUUUGUCGUACCUGUUUUGUCUACGCAAUGAGGAAGCAUUUGUUCUAUAUCUGUCCCUAUUGUGUGCUUGUAUGGUGACUCUAAAGUGGUUAUUAAUUUAUUUACCUACUUAGAUACAGGUUUAAUCGUGUAAGGAAGCUGAGACAUAUGUUUCUGUUACAUUUCGCUUUUUUUUGCAUUUUAUACACGUGCCUUUGGUAUUAAUUCAGCUACUUUUAAAGAGCUCAGUAUCAAACUGUUGUUUUAUUUAACAAUGCAGGCACUCAGUCGACAAGUCUAACCUCAUAAAAAAUGAUAGCCAGGCUGUUCCCUCUUGAAUGGGGUCAUUAUGAGCCACAGAAAUGCUGCAAAUACGAGUUAGUCAUGUUUUAAAAGGACCACUCAGUAAGAAGGGAAGGGCAGCUGAAUCUGUUUAUCUGCUUGGCUUACACAGUGCAUUAACACAGAAAAAAGAAUAAGUUGAAUUAAAAACACUGGAUACGUUGGUAAAAUAACUGCUUCAUGCUUUGCACUUUUUAGAGGGUAUCCAUAGGGAAUUAUGAAAAAUAUAACACCCUUGUUAAUUAACUGCAACAACUGUGAAUGGUAGAUAUCGAUAUUUUAUACAAAUAGCAUUUAAUUGUCGAAUACAAGCACGAUUUUGUUGUUCAGUUUUAGAUCUAAUUUAUUGUCGCACAUGUGACAUUUGUUGUUGUUUAUUUAAUGUUAAUAACAUGGGGAAAGUGUUACAGACUGUGCGCACAUUAUUUUGUAUGGCACCUUAUUUGUAAGUGUAUGUUUUUACUUUUUGUGGCUACUUUGUUGUAUUGUGUCUCUGGUGUGUACAUUGUUUGUGCCCCCCGUUUUGUCUGUUUUGUCACAGUACUUCUGUACACUGGUCAACAGGAGUGAGCUGGAGUAGUAACAGCUGUUACUAAAGGGUAGAAAGCACUGAUAGGUUUGAAGUUUUGUAAUGUAAUGUUUUUCCUGUUGUUCUCACCAUAACAUUUGAGAGUUUGUAUUAUCAAAAUAAAUGCAAAUUCAAAGUGUC